AUGUUGUUAAGUAAUUUGGUGCACGUCGGUCUUUUACUCGGCCCAGGCGUGAAUGGUGCUCCCGUUCAAGAGAAACAAGAAAAACAAGAAGUGGUAAACUUGGGAAGAAACUUUGACCUCACGAUAUACACAAACAAUGUCAGAUACCCAGCACCGUACUUGAAAAGAAAAGAAUUCGAGCUUCCAUGGGAAGACAGAAAAUCGGGUGUGAUUCAAACAAUCAUUUCAAACACCAAAAACGGCCCGCUGUUGGUUGGGUUACAAGAAACCAAGUACCAGCCGUUAAAGGAUGUGCUUCGCGGGUUGAAUGCAGGCACUACUGGUGACUGGGUUCAUUUCGGUGUUGGAAGAGACGACGGUAAAAAGAAGGGAGAAUAUGCUCCCGUGUUGUACGACUCCAACGAGUGGAAGUUGUUGAAUGGUACCACGAGGUGGUUGAGUAAAACUCCCUUGGAGCCAUCAAAAUACCCAACUGCUGGCUCGAUAAGAAUCGUGACUUUGACCACCUUGGAGCAUAGAAAGACUUCUGAACGCGUCAAUUUCAUCAAUACUCAUUUAGAUGACCGGUCCGAGGAAGCGCGCGAUUAUGGAGUCAGAUUGAUCGACAGCUAUAUCCAGCAGAUUCCAAACUCGUACCCCGUGUUUUUGAGCGGAGAUUUCAACAGUGUAGCUACAGACCCCGCGUACAAACUUGCCGCUUCAGCACUCAGCGACUCGUCGUCUGUAGCAAGCAAGGAUAUCAACGCCAAUUUACCUUCAUUUUCAGGUUUCGCUAAUGCCAGUGGAACCACAAUUGACUUCAUCUUUAGCAAACCGGGUAUCAAUUCCACCACGCAAAUCGAUGUGAUUAACCAUGAAGUUAUCGACAACUUAUUUGACUAUGGCCAUAGAUUCAGUGAUCACAGACCGGUUCUUGCCAGUUUCUCCUUGAUUCAUUAA
Molecule: messenger RNA, 939 nt
Organism: Lodderomyces beijingensis
Lineage: Eukaryota; Fungi; Ascomycota; Pichiomycetes; Serinales; Debaryomycetaceae
Source: the annotation of a GenBank genome assembly